Molecule: messenger RNA, 3881 nt
Organism: Pan troglodytes (chimpanzee)
Lineage: Eukaryota; Metazoa; Chordata; Mammalia; Primates; Hominidae
Product: apolipoprotein B receptor-like
Biological process (GO): triglyceride metabolic process; lipid transport
Cellular component (GO): membrane
Molecular function (GO): very-low-density lipoprotein particle receptor activity
Source: RefSeq, a predicted model, not a curated record
GACGCAUCAGGGAGACAGGGGAAGAGGAAGCGCCUUUGGUCCUGGGGAAGGUUGGCUUGUCUUGGUGGGUGGGGAUGGUCAUUAUCAGCUUUCUGGACACACAGACAGAGACAGACAGGAUGGACUUCCUCCGGCUAUACCUCCCUGGGCUGCACCAGGCCUUGAGGGGGGCACUGGAUUCCCUCGGCACCUUUGUCUCCUACCUCCUGGGAGAUGCAGUCCCCACUGUAGAGCGGGAGGCGCAGGCGGCUGAGGAACUGGGGGCGGUGGCGGUGGGAAAGACAGGGAAGAUUGUAGAGGAGGAAGCCCAGGAGGACCUGGAGGGCCUUAGAGGCAGCCAAAAUGAGGGGGCUGGAAGGCUGAGAGGGCCUGGAGAUGACAGAAGACGUGAAGUGGGGAGCCCAGCUGUAGAACAGACCUGGGGCUGGGGAGAUGGCAGCUCCCAUGGGUCCCAAGCGGAGAGGCAGGACAGUGGGGCUGGGGAGACAGCCAAGGCUGCCAGGUGCCAGGAGCCAAGCGCCCACUUGGAGGCCAGAAAGAAAUCCAAGGCAGGGUCUGGGGCUUGCCAAGACAGGAGCGGCCAAGCCCAGGAGAGGCAGGAGUCCCAUGAGCAGGAAAUGAACAGAGAGGAGAGGCUGAGAAGCUGGGAACAGGAGGAGGAGGAGGAAGAGGUCAGGGCAAGAGAGCCAGGGAUGGCCAGAGGGGCGGAGUCAGAGUGGACCUGGCAUGGGGAGACGGAGGGGAAGGCUGGUGCUGUUGGGCCAAAGGCGGCAGGGGACAACCGGGAGAUGGAGCAGGGGGUAGGGGAAACUGAGGAGCCUGGGGCCGAAGGGGCUGGGAAAGGAGAAGAGGUGGUAGUGGUGGAGAAGGCCUGUGAAAGCACUAGGGCAUGGGGGAUGUGGGGCCCAGGGGCAGAGCCUGAGGACUGGGGAAUCUUAGGCAGAGAGGAGGCCAGGACAACCCCAGGUAGGGAAGAGGCCAGGGCAAUUUUAGAUAGGGAGGAAGCCAGGACAAUCUCAGGCGGGGAGGAGGCUGAGACAGCCUCAGGCGGGGAGGAGGCUGAAACAGCCUCAGGCGGGGAGGAGGCCGGGACAGCCUCGGGAGGGGAGGAGGCCGGGAUAGCCUCAGGUGGGGAGGCUGGGACAGCCUCAGGAGGGGAGGAGGCCUGGAUGACCUCAGGUGGGGAGGCUGGGACAGCCUCAGGAGGGGAGGAGGCCGGGACAGCCUCAGGAGGGGACGAGGCCUGGACGACCUCAGGCAAAGAGGAGGCUGACCUGCUGGGAGUCAGACAGACAGAAUAUGGAGCAGUCCCAGGAGAAAGGCUCCUAGAGGCUACUGGAAAAGUCUGGGUCCUAGAGGAGGAGGGGGAUGAGGAGAGAGAGGCUGAGGUGAGCCCUUUCCCCAAACAGGCCCAGGUCCUGGGCACUGAAAGAACAGAAGAGGCUGCUGAGAGCCAGACCGCAGGGAGGGAGGCUGUGGGAGGCCAGGAGGCAGGGGAGAGCUUUGAGGGCCAGGUAGACCUGCGUGGUAAGGAGGCUGAGAUGAGGCAGGACUUGGAGAUCAGGGCCGACCGGGCCAGGAUGGAAGAGCUGGUACAGGCAGAGGAGGCCCAGGAGGAGAGAGGGAGCGGCAGGGAUCCAGUGGCUGAGCUGCCCUCAGAUGGAGAGGCUGAAGGCGCUGCCGACUUGGAGGCAACUCCAGAGGCCAGGCCUGAGGAGGAGCUCACAGGGGAGGAGAGUGAGGCGGCCCAGACUAGCUGUGGCCCACUGGGGGUGGAAUGGGGUGGCCUCACACACAGCGUCACCAAAGGCCAGGGACCUGAGCUGAUGGGGGGCGCCCAGACCCCAACUAAGCAACCCGAGGAAAGGGAGGCAGGGGAGGUGGAGCUCAUGGGAGUUCUGGCCCUGAACAAAGAGGAGCAGGAGGGGAGCCUGGAGGCAGGUCCCAGGCACGCGGGGUCUGUAAAGCCUGAGGCCUCUGAGGCCUUCCCAGGAGCCUGGGAAAACCGCACGAGAAAGGACAUGGAGAGAGGAAAUACUCAGGAGGUUGCAGCCGAUGGCGAGCAGCGGGGGGAGGAGGAGACUGCGGGAGGCCAGACCCUGGCGGCUGAGGCUGAAGGAGACCGAGAGUCUGAACUAUCAGAAGUCCCAGAGGCAGGCAGGGAGGGGCUGACAACCCAGGACGCGGGAUGUGGAACUGAGGAGGGAGAGGCGUCUGUCUCAGAGAACCAGGAGCUGGACGGAAGCACAGGGGCAGACGCAGGGCCUUGCCCGUCACUGGGAGAGGCCUAUGCCAGAGAAACUGAGGAUGAAGAGGCGGAGGCUGACAGAACAUCCAGAAGAGGCUGGAGCCUGCAAGCGGUGGCUGUGGGCCUCCCGGACCGUGAGGAUGCACAGACUGGCUCUGUGGCUGCUGGGAUUAUGGGGGGUGAGGUGGUCCCAGACAUCAGCGCUGCUGGCGCUGGUGAAGCUUUGGAAGGGGCGCUUGGGCAAGGCUGGGACUCAAGAGAAAAGGAAGAGGCAGCAGCAGGAGAGCAUGCAGGUGGGCAAGAAUUUGGUCUGGAGUGCUCAGCAGAGGAAGAGGUGACUGGCAGAGGCAGCCAAGUAGAGGCUUUUGAGUCCAGGGAGGGAGGACCUUGGGGAGGGCGGGUAGAGGCCGAGGAAUCUGCAGGCGCAGAGGACAGCUGUGGGCUGGAUCCCGCGGGCUCCCAGACAGCGAGGGCAGAGGGGAUGGGAGCCAUGGUGGAGGCUGGGGGGCUUCUAGCAGAGUGGACGCUGUUGGAAGAAGAGGCUGUUGGAUGGCAGGAGAGAGAACAGAGGGAAGACAGUGAGGGGCGGUGUGGGGACUACCACCCUGAGGGAGAGGCACCAAGGUUCCUUGAUGCAGAGGGUCUCAUGGUGACCGGGGGCCGGAGGGCAGAGGCCAAGGAGACUGAGCCAGAAAGCCUGGAACACGUCAGGGGCCAGGAGGAGCAGCCAACACACCAGGCCCCUGCAGAAGCUGCACCGGAGUCAGUCGGGGAAGCCGAGACGGCUGAGGCCAUGGGCAGUGCCAGAGGAGGUGCUGCCAACAGCUGGAGCGAGGCCCCGCUCCCCGGGUCCCUCCUAGACGUCUCUGUCCCAAGGAGUCGCGUGCACCUCUCGAGAAGCUCCUCACAGCGUCGCUCCCGGCCCUCUUUUCAUCGGACUCCGGCCUGGGAGCAGCAGGAGGAGCCCCCAGCCCCCAACCCUCCUGAGGAGGAGCUGUCAGCUCCUGAGCAGAGACCCCUCCAGCUGGAGGAACCCCUGGAGCCAAGCCCUCUGAGGCAUGAUGGGACCCCGGUGCCAGCCAGGAGAAGGCCCCUGGGACACGGGUUUGGCCUCGUGCACCCUGGCAUGAUGCAGGAGCUGCAAGCCCGUCUGGGCCGGCCUAAGCCCCAGUGACUGAGACCCGGUGCUCUGGGAGCCAGGCCCUGAGUGGGUGCCAGAAGGCUUGCUCCAAUGCCACUGAGCCCUGCUCCCUCUGCCACUGUGGACACAUCCUCUCCACCCUCUGGGCCUCAGUGUCUUGAUGUAUCAUUCAUGGAGCAGGCAAAACCAGACGUCUGGGAAGACCGUGAACUUAAGGAGUCUGAUUCUCCAACACAGGCUGGUGGACCACCUACCCCACUGAGACCACCUCUCAGGGUGCCUGCCCUGGUUCCUCCCCAGCCUGAGUCAGCUGUCUGGACUGCAAGGAGGCUGGGCACGGGGGCUCAUGCCUGUCACCCCAGAGCUUUGGGAGGCCAAGGUGGGAGGAUCGCUUGAGACCAGGAGUUCGAGACCAGCCUGGGCAGCAUAGCAAGACCCCCAUCUUUUAAAAACAAAAUAAAACAAUAAAGACUGCAAGGAAGACUGAGGGAA